Actinia tenebrosa (Australian red waratah sea anemone) is the source of this 1521-nucleotide messenger RNA. RefSeq lists its product as uncharacterized. The record is from RefSeq and is a predicted model, not a curated record. Lineage: Eukaryota; Metazoa; Cnidaria; Anthozoa; Actiniaria; Actiniidae.
AUGGGAAAACCUCCUCCCAAAAUGAAAGAGCUUUCUUUCAGAAAGAUCAAGGCAAUUGACAAAGAUAAGUUGCGGGAUGAACUUUUAUCCUCGAAACUCUCCCAAGACAGUCCAGAUUCGCUUGAUGAACUUGUGGAAUGUUACAAUACAACCUUAGUACAAGACUUGGACCGGCAUGCGCCGAUACAAACAAAGAUUAUACGAUCUAGACCUCUUGUUCCAUGGUUCAAUGCGGAUAUUAAAGCAGCUAGGCAUGAGAAAAGGAGUUGUGAGAGAAGGUGGCGACGUACUGGCAAUCAUCAAGAUAUGUUGAAAUAUAAAGGUAUAAAGAAUAAUACGAAUAAAUUAAUGAACGAUGCAUGCUGUGAGUUCUAUCAGAAUUUCAUCGAGGAAAAUAGCACAGAUCAACGAAAUCUUUUUAUAGCAUCAAAGAACUUACUUAAUCGUCAAAGUGAUAUUGCUGCAGUUUUCCCUCCUUUUGAUGACAAGCUUAGAUUUGCAAAUCAAAUGGGGACAUUUUUUGUUGAGAAAAUUCACAAUAUUCAUUCCAAGUUGGAUGUUAUGACGAAUGGCUUAUCUAACGUCUCUGCCGACUCUGAUUCAGAAAUGACUGCACAUCUAGAUGGUUUUACUCCACUUACAGAGAUGAAAGUUCAGAAACUUGUCGACGGUUGUAAGAAGAAAAGCUGUAAACUUGAUCCUAUGCCYACUGCUUUAGUGCUUGACUUUUCUGAUGUGCUGUUACCUGUUAUCACCAAAAUGAUUAAUUUGUCAUUGGCGACAGGGACGUUCGCAGAUGCCUGGAAGUGUGCUUUGGUCAAUCCAUUACUGAAGCAGCCGGGUUUAGAUCUACUUUUCAAGAACUAUAGACCCUUUCACAGUACAGAGACAGCGCUUCUUAAAGUUAUGAAUGACAUCUUAUUGAAGAUGAAUUCACAAGAAGUUAGUUUGUUGGUUAUGCUGGAUUUAAAUGCUGCUUUCGAUACUGUGAAUCAUGAGAUUUCGAUUAAUCGUCUCUAUGAAGAAGUUGGCAUCCGUGACAAAGCCUUGGACUGGUUCAGGUCGCAUUUGCACAACAGAGGUCAGCGGGUUUCUAUAGAUGGAACACUCUCGAAACUCUUCGAUUUGAAUUGUGGCGUCCCACAAGGGUCAUGUUUAGGGCCUCUUCUCUUCAUCAUAUACGCGUCUARGUUAUUCAAAGUCAUCAAAGAUCAAUUACCGGAUGCACACUGUUAUGCAGAUGAUACACAGCUUUAUCUCAGCUUCAAGCCAAACAGUACCGCAUCUCAAKAAGAAGCUGUACGUGCGAUGGAGAGUUGCAUUGAUAAGAUCAGAUGCUGGAUGAUUCACGACAAACUUUUAAUUAACGAUGAAAAGACUGAGUUCAUUUUAAUUGGAACCAGGCAACAAUUAGGAAAAUUGCAAUCAGUGAAUAUCGCAGUAGGCAAAGAUAUAAUUAAUCCUAGUCCCGAUGUUAAGAAUCUUGGCUGUUGGCUAGAUUCUACCUUAAAAUCAAAAUGA